AUGUUUGCUGCGUUUUAUAUACGCUUCACAGAACGGAGGAGGAGUCUGACUUGUCGGUUUGCAACAGACAGAAACGACUUCAGGAGGAAUCUACUGGUCAACCUGGGCUUGUUUGCAGCUGGUGUUUGGGUUGCAAGAAAUCUCUCAGAUUUUGACCUGCUGUCUCCUCAGCCCGUGACAUAACGGAUUCAAAAUACAUCGCCUCUAAAACCAGGAUAAUGGUGUCUUGGACCAACAAAGAAGAAACCAGGGUCCUGA
Molecule: messenger RNA, 258 nt
Organism: Anoplopoma fimbria (sablefish)
Lineage: Eukaryota; Metazoa; Chordata; Actinopteri; Perciformes; Anoplopomatidae
Product: mitochondrial import receptor subunit TOM6 homolog
Exons: 2
Coding region: 1-183 (60 amino acids)
Cellular component (GO): mitochondrial outer membrane translocase complex
Source: RefSeq, a predicted model, not a curated record